AUGCCACUUCAAAAGCGUAGAAGAUCUUCAAAUGGCGAUGUCAGAUCAUCUCCAAUAGCCUCGUCUCUUCCACCGUCUUCGCCCCCACCGCCUUCCUCUCCGCCGCAAGAUCCUUUCAGUGACGUUGACGACGACGACGUGGAUGGUUUGCUCGGCGAGCCCGACGACGGCGAAGAUCUAUUCGGCGAUGAUAUGACUGGCGAUUACAAUAACAACAAUAACCUUGAUUACUACGAUCCUGAUCAGAUCGACGAUGACCACUUUGACGCGUUAGAUCCUUCCACCCGCAGAGCUGUUGAGGCUAAAUUGGAGAGACGUGAUCGUAAACAGGCUGGUCUUCACAACCCCAAAUCUCGCGCUAAAAUUCCUGCUUUCUUGCAAUCAGACCAUGACGACGAUCCCGAUAACAGAUUGCUCGUACAGAGAAGACGUCGUCGCCACUACGAUGAGCGUCCUGAUGUCGACGACGUCGACAACGACGACGAUGAAAUUCCUCUCGAGAAUCUUGGCGACGUCAAAGCUGCUUCUCUUAACGAAUGGCUCAACGCUGACAACGUCAGGCGCAGCGUGGCCAAGUAUUUCCGUAAUUUCAUCAUGACCUAUACUGAUCAACACGGCUCCUCCGUCUAUGGCCAGCGUAUCAAAUCCCUCGGUGAGCAGAACUCUGAAUCCCUCGAAAUCUCCUACCUCCACCUCCUCCAAGACAAGCCCAUCCUCGCUUCCUUCCUCAUCAACGCACCCCACGAAACCCUCAGAAUCCUCGAUGACGUCGCUCUCGACGCUAUCCUACUCUACUACCCCGACUACGAGCGUAUACACAGUGAAAUCCACGUCCGCGUCACUGAAUUGCCUACCGCCAAAACCCUGCGAGACCUCCGCCAAGCCGACCUCAACCAGCUCGUUCGUGUCUCUGGUGUCGUAACUCGUCGUUCAGGUGUCUUUCCUCAGCUCAAAUACGUUCGUUUCAACUGCACUAAAUGCACUACCACCCUUGGUCCUUUCUACCAGGAUGGCAGCAAAGAGAUAAAAAUUUCCUUCUGUUCCAACUGCCAGAGCAAGGGUCCUUUCGUUGUCAACAGUGAGCAGACUGUCUACCGAAACUACCAAAAGAUGACUCUGCAGGAGUCGCCGGGCAGUGUACCAGCCGGCCGACUCCCACGUCACCGUGAAGUUAUCCUCCUAUGGGACCUCAUCGACAAUGCAAAACCUGGUGAGGAGGUGGAAGUGACGGGGGUAUACCGUAACAAUUUCGACGCCUCCCUUAACACCAAGAAUGGUUUUCCAGUAUUUAGCACGAUAAUUGAGGCUAACUAUGUAAACAAGCGGGAGGAUGAGUUUGCUGCCUUCAGACUAACCGAGGAAGAUGAGCGUGCAAUUCGUCAUUUAGCGCGGGAUGAGCGGGUGCGCAAGCGAAUCAUCAAGUCAAUAGCGCCAUCUAUAUACGGUCAUGACGAUAUUAAGACGGCUAUAGCUUUAAGUUUAUUCGGAGGAGUCAGCAAAGAUGUCAACCGAAAGCAUAGGAUACGUGGUGACAUUAAUGUACUUCUGCUAGGUGAUCCAGGUACAGCUAAAUCGCAAUUCCUCAAGUAUGUUGAAAAGACAGCACAUCGCGCCGUUUUCACAACGGGACAGGGUGCGUCGGCUGUGGGAUUAACUGCGAGUGUGCGUAAGGAUCCUAUGACGCGUGAAUGGACACUGGAGGGAGGUGCGUUGGUACUAGCCGAUAAAGGUACCUGUCUUAUCGAUGAGUUCGACAAGAUGAACGACGCUGAUCGUACUUCUAUCCAUGAGGCAAUGGAGCAGCAGAGCAUCAGUAUUAGCAAGGCGGGUAUUGUUACUACUCUACAGGCACGCUGUGCCGUUAUCGCCGCAGCUAAUCCCUUGCGCGGUCGCUAUAACCCUACUAUACCUUUUGCUGCGAAUGUGGAACUCACUGAACCUAUUCUCUCACGUUUUGAUGUGCUCUGCGUGGUAAAGGACACAGUCGACCCUAUUGUAGAUGAGAUGCUCGCCAAGUUCGUAGUCGGUUCUCAUCUACGCUCCCACCCAGAUUUCGAAGCGGAAGUAGACGAGAAUGAUGUUGGUACAAGUGUGGAUGCCGAGAUUAUUGAUCAGGGUGUCUUGAAGAAGUAUAUAAUGUUCGCUCGCGAGAGGUGUAAGCCUAAACUGCACCAACUUGAUCAAGACAAGCUGGCGAGGUUAUACGCUGACCUACGCAGGGAGAGUCUGGCUACAGGUUCGUUCCCCAUCACCGUCCGUCAUUUAGAAAGUAUGAUCCGUAUGAGUGAGGCUGCUGCUCGUAUGAGUCUACGUGAAUUCGUUCGCGCUGACGAUAUCGAUCUCGCUAUUCAAGUCACUGUCGGCAGUUUCGUUAGUGCGCAGAAGACUUCUGUCAAAAAGACACUCGAGAGGGGCCUGCGCAAAUACGUUCACCAGGCUAAGGAUUCAGAGGAACUACUUGCUUUCCUCCUGGGUCAGCUAGUCAAGGAGCGCGUGAGAACGUGGCGUGCACACCACCUCACCGAUCCUGAGACUGUACAUGUGCCUUUGAAGGACCUUGAGAAUAGGGCAAACGAUGUGGAGGUGUACGAUGUCUCCCCCUUCCUCUCUUCGAAGCUUUUUCUGGCGAAUGGAUACAGAGUCGUCGACGGCGCGGUUGAGAAGGUGUUCAGGACGCGUGACGAGUGA
This is a messenger RNA of Wallemia ichthyophaga EXF-994, 2688 nucleotides long. Its product is annotated as DNA replication licensing factor mcm2. The record is from RefSeq and is a predicted model, not a curated record. Gene Ontology annotation, cellular component: nucleus; MCM complex. Bases 1 to 2688 code for a protein of 895 amino acids. The transcript has 3 exons. Lineage: Eukaryota; Fungi; Basidiomycota; Wallemiomycetes; Wallemiales; Wallemiaceae. Gene Ontology annotation, molecular function: 3'-5' DNA helicase activity; ATP binding; single-stranded DNA binding. Gene Ontology annotation, biological process: double-strand break repair via break-induced replication; DNA replication; mitotic DNA replication initiation.